Messenger RNA from Aureobasidium musti, 231 nucleotides. The record is from the annotation of a GenBank genome assembly. NCBI's taxonomy places the organism in Eukaryota, Fungi, Ascomycota, Dothideomycetes, Dothideales, Saccotheciaceae.
AUGGUUGUUAUGUACAACAUCAUGGGCCGCCAGGUCGGAUCCCACUAUAACACCAACAGNCUCGCCCUCGGUAUCCUCACCUCCCUCUUCACCGGUAUUGGUUACGCCUCAAGCGGUGGUGCCAAGAAGGUCACCGGCUCUACUCCUCCCAUCAACGCUUCAUCCAAGGAUGAGGCCGACUUCAUCCAGCAAUUCCUCAAGGAGAGCGAGAAGAAGGAAGCCAAGCACUAG